Helianthus annuus (common sunflower) is the source of this 645-nucleotide messenger RNA. RefSeq lists its product as uncharacterized. The coding region runs from base 1 to 645 and encodes 214 amino acids. The record is from RefSeq and is a predicted model, not a curated record. NCBI's taxonomy places the organism in Eukaryota, Viridiplantae, Streptophyta, Magnoliopsida, Asterales, Asteraceae. The transcript has a single exon.
AUGGCGGAUGAAAUCCCAUUGUUUUUUCCACCCGAUAGUAGCGACGAAUCAUCCGGUAGUAGCAUUCUUUUUUCCCAAAAUCUCAUCGAAGAAGCCGAACUUCAAGACAUGGGUACAUCUAAUCGAAGGAGAUAUAUUGAACGUCAACGUGAGCUUGGGCAUGAGACACUCAUGGCGGAUUAUUUUGUCGAAGGCCCGAAAUACAACGAAGCUAUUUUUUGGCAUAGGUUCCGUAUGUUGAAACGUUUUUUUCUAAAAAUUGUGAGCGACGUGGAAGCGAACGACUCGUGGUUUCAAGAGGGCCUCGAUGCGCGAGGUAAGAAGGGCUUUACGCCAUUGCAAAACGUUACAUCAGCUAUUAAACAGCUUGCAACUGGUAGCCCUCUAGACGAGAACGACGAGUACUUGCAUAUGGCAGAAAGAACUUCCCGCGAGUGCCUAGAAUAUUUUUGCGAUACGGUUUACAAAAUAUACACUUCGGAGUUCUUACGUAGACCGACAAGCCACGACAUGGCACUUUUAUACGACGCUCAUGAGGAAAAACAUCACCUUCCUGGUAUGUUCGGAAACCUUGAUUGCACCCAUUUCGUUUGGCGAACGUGUCCCACAGAGCUUCGAGGCAAGUAUAUGAGAGGAGAUCACUGA